CACCUGUGUCGAUGUGUCAGAAAAUUUUAUACUAUAUUGGACUGUAUAUGACGUUACCUUCAAAAAGUGAGAUUGGCUGUGAAUAUGGAAGUAGAAAUGAAUACAUCAAAAGGGGUUGACACUCAACUUUCGACAAGCAAUUCGGCGGAAUUUAAUAACAGCAUUCGAAAGGACACUGAAAGCAUCGAGAAUGUUGAAAAUUCGUUGUCAUCCCUUAAAAAUGUAACGAUUGAUAGCGAGAAACACGAUGAUACUACUAUAUACGCACAACUGGAAGAUUCAGAAAUUUAUGUAAAAGAUCUGGAAGAUAAUCGAAUAUCAACGAACGAAGAGGAAAAAGUAUGUACUGAAAGUGAGGAAAAAGAAUUCUCAGAGGAUGGGAAAAUUUUAAAAAACGAUUGCAAGACUGAACAAUUAAGAACAAUGUCAGAAAAUUCUACUGAUGGACACGUGUCCCAACCUCCAUUAGCUUUUACAAUUGAUUUUGGCAGUAAGGAAGUUGAUGCAACCAAAUAUCAAAAUUUAUUUGAAAGAUAUAAUGCUAGACAUAAACGAAAUUUAUCUACAUCCAAGGUAGAAAUAAAUACAAAAAAACCUAGUACUUUGGGUUCUUCGAAUUUAAUGCAAAAACAAAAAGUUUCUAGUACACAUUCGGAGGGUUAUUUUAGUAGCGAGGAUGAUACAAAACGAAAAACAGAUCAACUGUCAGAGAAAUUGAAGCAGCUGGGUUCAAAAUCAUCUAAUGUUUCUAAGAAAUCUGAAUGCACUGUAAAAACAUCAAAUUUUCAAAACAAACAAGAUACAAUGUCUAGAUCUUUUGAGCAAUCAAAGCAAAAUAAGUAUUCCAAUAAAAAUCUCUCUUUAGAACUUGGCAAUAUAGACAAAAUAAAUGCCGCACCUCAUUGGCUACCACAAAAAUCUGCAACAAUAAAUGAUUUAAGUCGAAUUCAAUUAAAUAAUUAUGAUGAUGAUACCGAAAAGUUAUAUACGAAAAAUAUUGAUGCUGCAGAUGACUAUGAACAUUCAUCUGAUGUCUCAGAAAAAGUUUCUAAUAUCAAUUAUGUUAAACGUAAAAGCGUUAAUACAAAGGAACAUAAUUUGUCCAGUGUUAGUUAUACAAUGGAAGUAAAUCCAGAUGAUCCAACUGAAACAGAUAUAGAUGUUUUUAAUGUUAGUAAUAUCGAUGGAGGAUCAGAUGGUGCUGUUAGCGAAGCAGGAACAUAUACAAUUCACAAGGAUUACACUGAUGAAGAAAAAGCAAGAAUGGAUAUUGACAAAGUAUUUAGCGUUGGUGUUUUAACUGCAGAGGAAAGAAACGAAGCAUGUAUUCAUAGCUUUAAGAUGUGUGUUUCAAGAGACAAUAGUACAUGGAUAUCAGAAUGGGCGACUCAAGUAGCAGAACAUAAUUCUCUUCCACCUGCAAUCGAUGGAUCAACUAGUUGCACCCCUCCGUUAAGUCCUUCCAAAAUACCGUCUCCUAUUCAUAGUAGAUCUCAAAGACUGGCUCGUAGUCGCUAUGAACAGAAAGAUGGUAAUUUAAAUUCAGAAUCGUAUCUCAGAAUAAGGGAAAGAAUUGGUCUAAUUUCGAACCAAAGUACACUUAUUGAUUCUGGCGGAGAAUCAGAUGACGAUACCAGUAAUAGUUAUAAUACACCGCCACAAAGUUCCCAACAAACACCGGUGCACGGUGCUUUGGCAAGAAGAGGAAGUUUGUCUGAAUCUCUUUUUAGAAGAAUUAACACCAGUGAAGCUAGGAAAAGUAUUCGCAAAUAUUUAAAUUUGAACAAAUCAAAGACUGAAAAUACAGCCACUGAAUUAAGUAGUCCGUCCAAAGAUUUUACUUCCCUUCAUUUAGGAAGACGAAGUAGUUCCUUGGACAGGAGAGAAUGUACAUCGAAUGCAACAGAAUGUAAUACGUCCAAAAAGAGCAGCGUGAAGUAUUACCAAGAUGAUGAAAUUAAAUAUCCAAAUAGUCCCGUUUUGAGUCGUUUAAGACCGUCUACGCCAAAAUUAACUAACAGUCCAAUUGUUGCACGUAAAACAAUCACGCAAAUAGUUAAUUCACCAGUAUUAGAAAGAACUAAACAUUUAGCAAAAUCUUCCCCUCAGGCUAAAAAUAUUGGGUAUUUCACUUGUGUUGAAAACAGUCCAUAUAUGUUAAGGAAAUCUAAUAGUACCGCAAGUUACCAAGAAGGAAACGUUGGCUUUAAUAAUAAGGAAAUGUUAAUAAAAACUGACAGUGUUCUUCAAAAUAGUCCAAUUCUUCAACGUAAUUUAAGUAUCCAAAGAUCUUGCAGCAACGCAAAUAUUAGAAAUGUAAAAUCACAAAGCCAAUCAUCUCGUCGUAGUAGUUUCAAUAGCAGUGAUAUUGAUAAAACAUCUUCGGGAGGAGUAUACGUUGCUGCUUCUGAUAGUAGCAGCGAGGCCGGUGAACAACAGGCAAAAUCUUCAUUAGCUUCAGUAUCCUCUGGAAUUAAAUUAAACCGAGCUUUUAGUAUCAGAAGAGCUAGAUUAAACUGUGAAUCUGAUACUACACCGAAUACUACACCAGAAGAAAGGCGUAGAAGAGCACAAAGUGAAGUAAAAUCAACAGCUAUAAAUAAACAACAAAAUUAUCAUAGAAGUCGUGCGAAUAAUGUGAAUCCGCAUACUAAAGAAUCUUUAAAAAAAUCAGAAAUUACAAAACCUAGAGCUGUAUCUAUAUCAAGAACUGAUAGUACUAGACAGAGUAUGAGAGUGCCAAAAUCGACGCAUCAUACUUCCGGCAUACAACGUCCUAAUCAAAAAGCAAAUAAGGAUCAGAAAUCUGGUAGAAGUAAUUCGACAUUAACUUCCAAAGAAGUAGAAUUCCAAAAUUGGAAACGAAGAAAGAGUUAUGACCCGAUGAAAGCAGCUGCCGAAGGUAGAAAGAAAUUAAUAGAUAAUUCAAAGAAGCAUCACAGCACAGAAGACAGUUCAGGAAACCAUGAUAGUUCCGUAUUAAGAUCGGCAAGUUUCCAUGGAACUGGCGGUGCUCUUUCAUUAACCAAUGAAUGGUCCGACAACGAAUUAAAUAUUGCUCAAGAUGACCAUCACAUACCUCCACCGUGUAGUCCACAGUUGGAAAGCGAUAGUGACUUAGAAACAUCGUAUUACUUACAAACAACACAAAAUGUAGUAUCAGCUAUGUCAGCUCGUAUAACAGUUUGUCGUUCACCUUUAAUAGAUUCAGAUAAUGAAAGCGAUGAGGAUACUAGUCAUAGCUUACAUAAAAAUGUAUCAAAAGCAUUACACGAGCAUACUGAUACAGAAAGUAGUGAUGAUCGUCAGCCUAAUGUCCAUAGUGUUGCCCCAAACACUAAAUAUAACAGAGCAUUUAGUUUACGCAGAGCACGAUUAGACUUACAACCUACUAAAUUGCCUACAAAUGUAAAUAAAAAUAAAUCAGUCACACAUGAUACUCGAGAAAAAUCUGAGUCUGUAACAACCAUUAGCAGAACUGAUUCUGGACGUUUCAGCAUGCGGUCAAGUAGACCAAAUUCAGGAUCUAAGAUAAAACCAAAACCAAAAUUUACAGCGCCUAAUGCAAAAGAGGUAGAAAUGCAAAAUUGGAAACGUCGUAAAAGUUAUGAUCCCAUGAAAGCAGCAAUGGAAGGGAGAAAAAAGGCAGGAUUAGCAAAGAAAAAUGCAAAUGCCAAUCUUUCCCCAAGUAAUGUUGCAAGAUCUCGCAGUUUCCAUGGCUCAUCCGGAUUUGGAGUUAGCGAUUGGAGUGAAGAAGAGCUGGCUAUAUCUGCAGAUGAGACUACAAUUUAUUAAAGGGUCAAGUUAUCGGUAAUAUUGUAUAAACGAAUCUAAUACAAGAAAUUUUGAUUACAACAAUUAAUGUAUAUAAAAGAUAAGAAAAUAAUUCUUACAGAAUUGCUCCAUGAAUAGUUCUAUACACUUAGAUUUAAAUUAAAUGCAGAAGAAUGUUAACAAAAAGUCUUUUCUAUAUUAAAAGAUUCUAUUUUUUGCAACUUUUAAUAGUAAGAAAUUAUAGAUAUGACUGUCAAUAUUGUUCUAAGUUAAAAUAUCACUGUUUAUGAUUGAAUAUUCUUAUAUUUUAGCUUUUUCUGUCACAGUGUAAAUUAUCUGUUGUUUAUAUGUUGUUUAGCAUCGAAUACUACGUGCAUAGAAAAAGAAGGAAAUGUUAGAAUCUUCUGAAAACUAAUGGUAAGAGGAAAGUAAUCGUUAUAUUCUUAGGGCCUAAAAAUAUUGAAUAUUAAGUAUACAAAGUUAUGUAUGUACAUAAUUGGUUUGAUUGUGAUUGGACCAAUUAUAUAAUAACAGAGGUAUAUCAAUAUUUCUGCAUCUUAAUUUUCAUUAUGUGAUUGUUUUCCACUAUAAUAUUUUUCAGAGAAAUUUCAAAAAAUAAUUUUUGACUGUAUUACAUGCUCUCUAGUUUGAUCAAAAUUGUUAGUUUUUAAUAAAUACAGAAUUAUUGUCCAAGUAUGAACUAAGAAAAAUUACCAUGUAUUAAUAUAUACAAACUGUUUGUGUUUCAAGAUAAGCGUUAACAUAUACGAAAAAAAUGCUAUUUGCUCUUGCAAUGUGCAAUAAAUUAAUGUAAUUAUUUUUUAUCUUCAAUAAUUUAAUAAUCAAUGUGAUCAUAAUAUGCUUUAAUAUGCUAGUAUGUAUUAAAGUAAUAUUUUAUUAUUGUCCAAUUUAAUUAUACAUCUUUCCAUUAAUUAUGUAAAUAUUAGGAUACCAUUUAAAUCGAUUAUUCAAAGAGAUCUGUAUUGUAUAACCGUGUAAUAAGAUUAAUGCAAUUUCAAGCAUUAAUCUGUACAAUAAUAGUAUCAUGAUAUUGAGCUCAUUAAUGUAUAAUGAUAAUAUUAUCUAAGAUAAUAUUGUAAAGAAUUUUUAAUGCGCAUUUGUUCAGAAAUUUAUAUUGCUUGAUUAUGCAAUUUGUUGGUAUAUUAUAAAUUUAUCAACCAUUUCAAAUUCUAUGACAUUCAGAUAAAUUAGCGCUUCUAUGUUUGUUCUGGUUAUAGUUAAUUGUAUUUUUUACUGUAUGAUUUUAAUUGUUUGUUAAAUGCUUUGAUAAAUAUCAAGUUUUCUGAAAUAUAUAAUUGCAUAUCACUGACGAAAGUUAUGCAGUGAAAAAUAUACAUACAAUUCAUACGAGAAAGAAAAAUAUUCAAUAAAAUGUAAUGUUGAUCAACACUAUUAAAAGUUCAGUUUUAAGAAAAUUUUGUUACUAAUAAUUGUAUGUUUUGCACUUCUUUAGUAUUGCUAUCAUCAUUGCCAGAAUGCACUUGUACAUAUCUCAUUUUAAUAACUUGAGGUGCUGAUUGUAGUUUAAUUUAAUUUUCAAAAACCCCACCUAUCUGUUCUAUUGUUAAAUACAUACAUUAAGUAAUGUAAUUUAGUUUUACAUGACUUAUAUUUUUGCUCUUAGAUUGAAGAUGUUAAACUUCUUUUAGGUCUGAAUAAUUCUUCCAUAAGUGGUGCAAAACGACUUAUAUAAUAAGGCAAUAUGUUUGUACAUUAAAAAAGUUUUUAAUGUCAUACUACAGGCAUCUAUGACUAUAAAUGCUAUGUAUCAUUACAGCUUGUUUAGACAUGGAUAUUCAUUUCAUGUUCUUCUUUUAAAUAAAAGUGGGCUUCCAUUGUGAA
Osmia bicornis bicornis is the source of this 5637-nucleotide messenger RNA. RefSeq lists its product as uncharacterized. The transcript has 15 exons. NCBI's taxonomy places the organism in Eukaryota, Metazoa, Arthropoda, Insecta, Hymenoptera, Megachilidae. The record is from RefSeq and is a predicted model, not a curated record. The coding region runs from base 85 to 3795 and encodes 1236 amino acids.